This is a messenger RNA of Empidonax traillii (willow flycatcher), 1529 nucleotides long. RefSeq names its product ubiquitin-associated protein 1-like. The record is from RefSeq and is a predicted model, not a curated record. Lineage: Eukaryota; Metazoa; Chordata; Aves; Passeriformes; Tyrannidae. The transcript has 6 exons. Gene Ontology annotation, cellular component: ESCRT I complex. Gene Ontology annotation, molecular function: DNA binding; ubiquitin binding. Gene Ontology annotation, biological process: ubiquitin-dependent protein catabolic process via the multivesicular body sorting pathway; regulation of DNA-templated transcription. The coding region runs from base 1 to 1521 and encodes 506 amino acids.
AUGGCUUCUAAGAAGUUGGGAUCUGAGUCUCAUGGUCCUUUCAGUUAUCUUGAUGAUGUCCCAUUUAAGAUAGGAGACAAAUUCAAAACCCCAGCAGAGGUUGGAUUACCCAUUGGUUUCAGCCUGCCUGAUUCUUCUAAGCUUGUCAGAGAAGCCCAGUAUGACUUCUCACUGGAAAGGAAAACAAUCAAAUGGGCUGAAGAUAUAAAAAAAAUUGAAACUGCACAGAGAGAAGCUGAACACAAGGCAGAAGAAGUGCUAGCAAACUCAAAAGCGGUUCCAGAGGACAUCACCAAAUUGGGGUUCUCAGAGGGACCUUGCCCUAAAGUCAUGCCUCCUCCUAUUAACCCCAUCCUUGCUAGCCUGCAGCACAAUAAUAUUCUUACUCCCACACCAGCCAACAGCAGUGCUGUGAAGCAAAAGGUUCUCAGUCCACCUCAUCCAAAAGCAGACUUCAACCCAGCUGAUUUUGAAUGUGAAGAAGACCCUUUUGACAAACUGGAAUUAAAAACUAUCAAUGAUAAGGAGGAAUUAAAAAAUAUUCUUGAAAUUCACGUUGGUACUACUGGGCCAAUUGUUGCCCAGCUAUUAGAUAAUACUUUGCCCAAAGGAGAGUCCGUGUUGCAAGAUGAGAAAGUCCUGACAUCCAUAGAAAGGGCUACGCUGGACUUCAAACCCCUUCACAAACCCAAUGGCUUUAUCACUUUACCGCAGUUGGGAAACUGUGAAAAGAUGUCCUUGUCUACCAAAGUGUCCCUGUCCCCUAUCACUUCAGUGAGCAACAUCAAAUCCCUGUCCUUUCCUAAACUUGACUCUGAUGAGAGUGAUCAAAAAUCAUCAAAGCUCAUGAGCACUUUCCACAACACUACCUGUCUCUGCAACGGUGCUUUGCUCAGUUCUUUGCAGACCUGCACUGAGAGUAAAGCCAAUGAACUGAAUGGACACCAUCUGGUUGGUCUUUCUGCUCUAAAGGAGGACAGUGGCAUGGAGACAUCAACAUUAUCCUCUUCAUCCAGGCUGCCUUCCCUGGCUGCAUCAACAGUUUGUACAGAAGAACCAUCUCAAAGCACAGCAACUAUGGUAACGCAUCAAAAUUUUCCCGUGUCUAAAGUGCCCAAUAACACCAACUGCACAAAGCGGUCAGGUGGCCCCGCUCCUGAACUACAGCAGGCCCUCUCUGCUAGCGAGAGGCAGUGCGUAGAGACGGUUGUCAACAUGGGGUAUGCACCUGAGGACGUCCUGAAAGCCAUGAAGAAGAAGGGGCAGAACAUAGACCAAGUUUUGGAUUACCUGUUUGUACAUGGACAGCUUUGUGAGAAGGGCUUUGAUCCACUUCUUGUUGAAGCAGCUUUGGAAAUGCACCAGCGUUCAGAGGAGAAGAUCACAGAGCUUCUCCAACUAAUGAGUCAAUUUAAAGAAAUGGGCUUUGAACUAAAAGACAUUAAGGAGGUCUUAUUAUUACAUAACAAUGACCAACAGAAUGCUUUGGAAGAUCUAAUGGCCCGUGCAGGAGCCAGCUGAAAACACAU